AUGCGUUUUCACAAUUUUAAAUUCCUUGGAGUUGCCAGUGCCCCAGUGCUAGCAACCAUCAGCUCGAUGAGUUCACAGAUAGAGGCAGCCGACGACGACGACAUAGUCACCCCGGCUGACACUACAGACCAGCAGCACCGUCCGAUCCCUGCUCUGCUCCGUCUUCCCAAUGAACUACUCCUCGCAGCCACUGACUUUCUCGAGCCAGAGUCCCAGCUCCUCCUCAGUCUCUCGUGCCAACGACUCCAUGGUCUCAUCAACGCCAACUUUGACUUGACGCUCGACGACAAAGCCGAAAAGAUACGGUUCCUGCAGCUUCUGGAGCGCGGCCAUCCGGAGUACCUGACAUGCCGAUCCUGCGCGAAGCUAUUCCUCUGGCGUGGGAGGAAACCCUUCAACUAUGCCUGCCCACAUUCAGACCGCCACUCAGACGAGGAUACACGUCUAUCACACCCCCAGACCAUCAGAGCAGGAGACAAUCGUGCCAUGGCCAUCACGCGCGAGGUGGUCGACUUGGCCUUGCGAGACGACGGCUUACCGAUCACGUUCUUCAAGAUGAGCGGGGUUGGUCAGUCCGGUGUUUUCCAAAAGACCGCGGCGCGACUGGUAGACGGUCAACUUUUCGUGGCCACUCGACUGGAGGUAGAAAUGUUCUCCCCAAAAGAGAUUGUGGACACGAGGAUCUUGUUGGGCAGAAACUCGUGCUACCAUCGAGGUGCCGCUCGUCAAGUGGUGAACAUGUUUGAAUAUGCCGUCACAUCCGAGCUGCCACUCCCCGGUCAUGUUCACAUGAGCAUGAACGUCGUCCUUCAGGUCUUGAGAAACUAUGGUCGCAGACAGGAGACGAGACCAAUGGUUGACCAGAUCUUUCAUCGAGAUCCAGAGUCCAAGCGUCCUGCCCAUGAAAAAUGGGAGAAGGUCACCUGGGCACUCUGGGACGCACUUGGUCCGACAUGGCGUGAGGACUUUGUGUUGUGGCUUGAUGAUGGUCCAGUGACAGGCCCGUGA
Molecule: messenger RNA, 1008 nt
Organism: Fonsecaea pedrosoi CBS 271.37
Lineage: Eukaryota; Fungi; Ascomycota; Eurotiomycetes; Chaetothyriales; Herpotrichiellaceae
Exons: 2
Coding region: 1-1008 (335 amino acids)
Molecular function (GO): protein binding
Source: RefSeq, a predicted model, not a curated record